AUGGCCGCCGCCUUUGAAUUGAGUGACGAUGAGGAUGAAGAAGAUGAUGUGCGAGCGGAUCAGAGGGGUCUGCUUAGUCGAGGGAAGCAGGAACAGCAGUUUACGCUCGGUGGAGAUGAUAGCGACGAGGAAGAUCACGAUCAAACCCCACGCAAUCCAUCGAAUAUGCAAGGCGGAGGCGAUCGUUAUGAUGACCCUUUGAGGGACGAGCGGAAUGUAGAACGUCCGCAACCAGCACCGAUCGUAACGACCGACAGGAUGCCAGGCAGUUACGAUUUCGACAGGGACCCUUUUAUCACUUCAGCUCCUCCUGCUAGACCAGCUUCACCCCCUCCUUUCUUCCCUUACUGGACGAUGAACCCUGCGCCCCAAAACUCGAACGGGAUCGUCCCUACAACAGCACCGGAUUACCCUCGAGGCCACCCUUCGCAUCGCUCUACCCGGCUCGAGCUCAUCGGGGCGUUGCUACCGUCAUUCUUCCAUCCUCGGACGAGGAACGCUCAGGCUCCCGCUUUGGGCGGCGGUCAUACGGGAGUGUUUGCCAACUUGUCGGCUAGGCCAGAGUUGCCAAGGGCUGCGCCGAGAGCGGGCGAAGCUGAAGGUCCCGAAUGGGUACCAGAAAUGGAAGGCACAGACGUUCCGCCGACGUACGAUGCUGCAUUGCGAGAUGCUGUGCCUCCUUACUGGGAGACCACUGUCGUACUGCCCAAUUCAUCAGGACCUUUCGGUACGAUGACGUCUUCGAUCACCGGAGACGAGAUCCUCAUCGAUGGCAUGCCUGUCGGGAACUUUUUCAUUUUUGCUUGGAACAUGCUUGUUAGCUUGUCAUUCCAGUUUGUCGGUUUCCUUCUUACCUACGUCCUACAUACGAGCCACGCAGCCAAACACGGAUCACGCGCGGGUCUUGGCAUCACUCUCAUUCAGUACGGGUUAUACCUGCGUGGCCGUGCCGAGGAGAUGAUCUCUACCGGGAAAUUCCCACAUGACGACUCGGACGAUACCGACCCCAACUUUGACCCUUUCGAAAACGUCGACACUCUCCGGCAAUACUGGAGGCCGGGUUACCGCACACCAGCCCACUGGUCGUCAGACGGAACCGUCGAGAUCCCUUCUUUCAAGUCUCCCGAGGAAGCAAAGGCUUGGGAACUCGACAACGCCGCUUUGAACAUGACGAUGGCCGAGAUCUUGCAAGAACCCACUGCCAGACAGGUCGGGCAGGCCAACGAGUACUUGAGCUUUAUGCUCAUGGCGGUGGGAUGGUUCAUCUUCCUCACAAGCAUUGGUGGUUAUUGGCGGGUGAAACGAUUCGAGAAUGGCUUGAGGUCUUCGCAAAACACCACGGAGGAUCCCACCACCGAGCUCGCCAACGAGCCUGUCGAUCCCGAGGCUUCGAACCCCCGCAAACCAGCAUACUACAUGCUUCGAAUGUCGCGCGCUUUGAAUUCAGUUCUGAAUGCAGGCCGGACUAUGCGUGGGUCACUAUACUAUCUGAAUCUGCCACCGCUUGGUCGAGGCGGGACCGAUGAGAACGCCAGUCGACGCGGUGCGCAGUUGUCCGAAGUGCAAGAGGCGGAUGGUGCAGAUGGGUACUUACUGUUCGACCGAGGACGAGAUAGAGAGAUCGACAUGGACGACGGUGCUGAUCUGCCUAGCGCAGCUGCCAGUCAGGGCCUUACGACCGAAGAAUGGAGCCGAAGGAAUUUGUAUAACGGUUGA
Filobasidium floriforme is the source of this 1716-nucleotide messenger RNA. RefSeq lists its product as uncharacterized. Lineage: Eukaryota; Fungi; Basidiomycota; Tremellomycetes; Filobasidiales; Filobasidiaceae. The record is from RefSeq and is a predicted model, not a curated record. The coding region runs from base 1 to 1716 and encodes 571 amino acids. Gene Ontology annotation, cellular component: endoplasmic reticulum; Golgi apparatus; perinuclear region of cytoplasm. The transcript has 6 exons. Gene Ontology annotation, biological process: positive regulation of protein ubiquitination; ubiquitin-dependent protein catabolic process; metal ion transport.